AUGAUGAACUUUACAUACACCAACACCACAGCUGUGGUAACGAAACUGCAGCAUUCCUCCAACUAUGACUGCUAUGUCUACACAGUUAACCAGGCAGGCCUGGGAAGCAGAAGCAAAGUGAAAACCAUCACAACCUUGGUGCAGCCUCCAGUGGGUAUUGCUGCAACGCAGACUAGCCAGGUUACAGCAAGAAUAACGUGGGAGCCGGUGAAUACGGUCCUUAUAUACCAUGUCAGGAUUCGCAAUCUAGAUGAUCCCAACAGCCAACCCUCUUUAUACAAUGUCUCAGACACCAAGCUGGAUGUUCCAGGCAUCCUCCCAUGCUCCACCUAUCUGAUAUCAGUGUCCUCAUACAGCAUGUUCUUGGUGCUGAGCGAGCCCACGGACUACACAUACACCACCAACAAGCUGACACCUGUUUCAUCGGUAUCAGUGGACUACAGCUGUACCGCUAACUCUGUCACCGUGUCUUGGCCGGCUGUUUCGGGGGCCACGUCCUACAGGGCCGUGGCAGUUGGCAGUAAUGGCACACAGCUGGAAUGCACCAGCCAAAGCACCAACUGUCCGAUUAAAGGACUGAGCUGUGGUCAGGAAUACAAGGUGUAUGUGACGCCCAUGUCAGAGAACUGCAAGAACUUAAUCAACAACACCUCAGCCACCUUUAAUACUGCCCCUUGUCCUCCAGCCAACCCGAUGUUGUUGCGGGAUUGCAACAGUGAUGUCAUCAUUUUUUCGUGGAAUCAGACAAACAAAGUAGACCGCUACUUGGCCAGGGCAGUCGACUCCAAGAAUCUGCAAACAGCAACCGACUGCAGGGUUGACAGUUUGCUCAGCAAGUGGGACAAUGCUGAGGGGGCACUGUACUACACCGUGGAAGCUGUGGGCAACUACAAAAACAGCAGCUACAACUGCAGCUCAGUGUCCAACAGCUGUGUUAUGGAGGGCGUCAAGUGUGGAGACCAUCUGACCGUCACCAUCAGAGCUUUUGACAAUGACUGUCCCAGUCCAACAAUGCUGGGGUUACCGGCUGAGACAAUCCCAUGCACUCCCCAGAUCAUCUCAGCAGAGAGAAAUUGUGCAAAAGACUCCAUCUAUGUGAGCUGGGGGAUGAGCAACGCAGCACUUUUCUAUGUUGCAAUGGCAAAGGACAGCAAUGGGGUCAUUCAUAGCUGCAACUCCAUGGAUAUGUUCUGUACGAUCAGUGGCUUGAAGUGCAGCACCAGCUACAAAGUCUAUGUUAUUGCCUCCAACUUCAUGUGCAACAGCUCUGAGAGUGACAUGGUCACCAUACUGACAGCUCCCUGCCCACCAAAUAACCUCACUGCCACCCUGGACUGUGCAGCCAAUGAGGCUCUGAUUUCGUGGCAUGGAACGUUCAGUAACAGUUCCUAUACUGCUACCAUUAUAGAUUCAAAUCAGAGACUUUUAAGCUGCAGUUCCACUGCAACCAACUGCAAAAUACCUAACCUGAAAUGUGGCGAGCUCUACACUGUGACUGUCAACCAGCAUGACGGCAACUGCUCCAGCAUGCCCUCUAAGCCCCUCUACAUGGAGUCUGAUCUAGCGUAG
Molecule: messenger RNA, 1569 nt
Organism: Oreochromis aureus
Lineage: Eukaryota; Metazoa; Chordata; Actinopteri; Cichliformes; Cichlidae
Product: fibronectin type III domain-containing protein 7-like
Exons: 8
Coding region: 1-1569 (522 amino acids)
Molecular function (GO): protein binding
Source: RefSeq, a predicted model, not a curated record